Mytilus californianus (California mussel) is the source of this 1549-nucleotide messenger RNA. Its product is annotated as farnesyl pyrophosphate synthase-like. Gene Ontology annotation, cellular component: cytoplasm. Gene Ontology annotation, molecular function: (2E,6E)-farnesyl diphosphate synthase activity; dimethylallyltranstransferase activity. The transcript is spliced from 10 exons. The record is from RefSeq and is a predicted model, not a curated record. Gene Ontology annotation, biological process: trans, trans-farnesyl diphosphate biosynthetic process. Bases 346 to 1434 code for a protein of 362 amino acids. Lineage: Eukaryota; Metazoa; Mollusca; Bivalvia; Mytilida; Mytilidae.
AUAUUCUCGUUCCCUGUACACGAUGCGUUUAUUUAUGGGUGACUCGCAGAGCUAACAAGAGUCAGUUUUUCGGUUUUGAACAGUUGGAAGGCAUGAGUACCAUGAAUUCCUAACUGUAUACAAAAAAGCAAGACAUUAGAUGGUUUACAUCAUUUCUGGAAUCAUGUCUUUCACUGGAAAAGAUCGUCAAUUUCGCAAGCCUUUAUGGCGUCAUUUACCAGAUAGAAGGCACGCCUGUAUCCUUGCUCUAUUAAAAGUUUCCAGCACUUUCAUUAUCAUCAGUCUGUAGGGUAGUGUAGAAAUAAUUUAUGUUCCAUUAACAUCACCACAAAGAUACAUGUAAUAAUGGCUUUAAAUGGACAUGAUGAGACAUCAGAAAUUCCAAAGAAAAUUCCAAGAAUAGAACCUAGUGAACUGGAACAGUUUGAUGAUCUCUUUCCUGAACUUGUAAAUAUCUUGCAUCAGAAAUGGUCAGACAGUAAAGAAAUUACUGAUGCUUUAAAUUGGUUUACAGAGGUCUCUGAAUACAAUGUACCAUUUGGUAAGAAAAAUCGUGGAAUCUCAGUAGUAACAACAUACAAACUUCUGGUAGAAGACGUUUCCAAUGAGGACAUAAAACUAGCUAGAAUUCUAGGAUGGUGUAUAGAAUGGCUACAGGCAUUUUUCUUGGUUGCUGAUGACAUCAUGGAUAAAUCUAUAACUAGAAGAGGAAAGCCAUGCUGGUAUAAACAGAACAAUGUUGGAUUGAUAGCUGUUAAUGACGCUAUAUAUUUAGAAGCAUGUGUUUAUGAGAUACUUAAACAUUACUUCAGAAAGAAACCAUACUAUAUUGAUCUUGUAGAACUUUUUCAUCAGAUCUCCAUGCAAACAGUUAUGGGACAGUGUUUAGAUCUGAUUACAGCCCCUGUUGAUGGUAAAGUUGACUUUACAAAGUUUACAGAGGAUAGAUACAAUGCUAUAGUGAAGUGGAAAACAGCAUAUUACUCAUUCUAUCUGCCUGUAGCCUUAGCUAUGUAUAUGGCUGGUAUAACAGAUGAGGAAAUACACUCCAAGGCUAAAACAAUUCUGAUUGAGAUGGGUACAUUCUUCCAAAUACAAGAUGACUAUUUAGAUUGCUAUGGAGAUCCUUCAGUUAUUGGCAAAAUAGGAACGGAUAUACAGGACAAUAAAUGUUCCUGGUUAGUAAUACAGGCACUGAAGAGAGUCAGCAAGGAACAAAGAACUGAAUUACAGAACAACUAUGGAUGUGACGAUUCUACAAAGAUUGGGAAAGUCAAAGAUUUAUAUGAACAACUAGAUCUACAAACAGUUUAUAGAGACUAUGAAGAAAAUAGCUUUAACUUAUUAAUGAAUCUCAUCGAUAAAAAUUGUGAUAUGUUACCAAAAGAAGUUUUUACAUCAUUUGCAUAUAAAAUUUACAAAAGACAAAAGUGAUGUUAUGAAUAAUAGGAUUUCUAUGUUAUUUAAUAACAAUUUGUUUAAAUGUGUAAUGUAGUCUAAUGAGUUUUAUUAUGAAAACAAUUUGUAUGAUAAAAUGUAAUUUGUUUUA